Molecule: messenger RNA, 3573 nt
Organism: Seriola dumerili (greater amberjack)
Lineage: Eukaryota; Metazoa; Chordata; Actinopteri; Carangiformes; Carangidae
Gene: fhdc1
Product: FH2 domain containing 1
Exons: 11
Coding region: 1-3573 (1190 amino acids)
Source: RefSeq, a predicted model, not a curated record
AUGCUUGUUAUGAGUUGUCCAUCCACAACCAAUGAGCCAGAGAGCUGCAGCAGCGAGGGGAGCAGCUGCACCACUUCCUCCAUCACAACCUCUGACCCGUCCUCCAUGUCCGGACACUCCGCACUACCUUCCCUUAGUGUCGGCCCUGACACCUCCAAGCAUGGAGCUCCUCCUCCUCCUCCCCUGCCGCCCCCACCUCCGGGGGCUCCCCCUCUUCCGCCACCCCUGGCGACCACCUCCACUAACCACAAUGCGAGGAAGAAGCGACGCGUGCGCAGCUUCUUCUGGAAGCCGAUCCCGGAGGAGAAAGUGCGCGGGAAGCCCAACAUCUGGACGCUGGCGGUGCGGCAGCAGCAGUACCAGAUCGAUGUCCGCUCUGUGGAGGAGCUGUUCGGGCAGCAGGAGGAGGCGCUGACGGGCAUACGAGGGGCUGCGCCAACCACUGGAUCCUCAGCUCGGGUGUCCCGAUCCCGCUCAUUCAAGGAGAGCAGUAAGGAUGAGAUCAGUAUUCUUGACUCCAAGAGGGGGAUGAAUGUGGGCAUUUUCCUGAAGCAGUUCAAGAAGUCCAACCGCUCCAUUGUUGAAGACAUUCGACAAGGAGAAGGGAAGAUUUAUGGAGCAGAGCUGCUCAAAGACCUGAUGAAGCUCCUUCCUGAUGCAGAGGAGAUCAAGAAGCUGCAGAUGUUUAAGGGAGACCCAGACAAGCUGACACUCGUCGAUUCCUUUAUGUACCUCUUGAUCCAGGUGCCACGGUUCGAGAUUCGGAUCGAGGCCAUGGUCCUCCGUGAAGAGUUCUUCCCUUCCUGUGCUGUGAUGAGCCACGAGAUCGAUGUCGUCCGCGUCGCCACUAAAGAGUUGAUGAAUUGUGAGGAGCUUCAUGCCAUCCUGCAUCUGGUGCUGCAGGCCGGAAACAUCAUGAAUGCCGGCGGCUACGCAGGGAACGCUGUGGGCUUUAAGCUGUCCUCGCUCCUCUCACUGGCCGACACCAAGGCCAACAAGCCGGGGAUGAACCUCCUGCACUUUGUUGCCAUGGAGGCGAAGAAAAAGGACGAGAAGCUCCUCAAAUUUCCAGAGAAACUUCAGGAUGUUCAGAGUGCAGCCAGAAUCUCAGUGGAGAACAUCGAGUUGGAGUUUUCCUCUUUAUAUGUUCGGAUUAAAUCCCUGGAGGAAAAGGUUCAAGGAGACCAGGAGCUACUGCGGCAGCUGGAGCCCUUUCUGCAGAGUUCAGCACAGACUCUCCAGGACCUGAAGAGACGCAGGCUGGAUCUGCGUAAAGAGGGAAACACUCUCAUCGAUUUCUUUUGUGAAGACAAGGACACGUUCAAGCUGGACGAGUGCUUCCGCAUCUUUCAAGACUUCUGCAUCAAGUUCAAGAAAGCUGUUAAGGACAACAUGGAUCGCGAGUUGAAGGAAGCAGCCAGACAGCGUCGUCUGAGAGAGCUGGAGGAGAAGCGUUUUGCGUGGUCGGGUGCAGAUCAGAGCGGGGGAUUCGGUCGCAGCAGCAGCGAGAACGAUGUGGAAAUGCUCACCAAGGAAGGCCUCCUGGACCUCUUCCAGCAGAGGUCUCAGAGUCCCCACAGCCCGCUGGGACGCUCCGCCAGCGCCCGCCGUCACCGUCACACCAUGACCUCCAUAGCGGACCGCGAACUCCAGGGAUACCUUGAGCUGUUUGGAGGCACUGGGAAUCCCACUGACUAUUCCAAGUUUAACAGCCUACCUCGGUCGGGACGCCCCGUGCAGCGGAGGACGACACCCUGGAUCUUAGCCCAGGAUGACAACCGGGAGUUAGGCUGCGACAGACAGGUGACGUCUCCAUGUGCAGAAACUGAACCUAUCAGCCCGCUGGCCAGGUUUUCCUCCUCCGGGUUAAAUGAUAACGAGGACCCGUACAACAACAACAUUAAUUACACAUCUGUAUCAGAAAGCAGCGCUCUGCCUCGCUCCUUUUGUUUCUUUCAGAAGCCUGUCCACCUUCCCAACCCAACAUUUACUGGCCACAUGAAUGUUAGUGUGGAGAAACAUACUUUAGUUCGAGGUCCUCAAGCUUUUGACCUCCCUAGUCCAAACAAUAACAGUAAUCAUAUGCACUUUGUCAACCAGGGGGAUGUGGUGGUGACAGAUCUGGAAAAGGAGAGACGGUCACCUCCCAAGAAUCUGAACUUUCCAGGUGAUAAACUUUUAGAAAGAGGAGUAGAUCUCAAGGCAGUGUGGGAAGAUAAAAUAGAUCCUCCUACACAGGCUGGGUCCUCUCCUGAAAGAGAGAAAGAAGAAGAGGACAACAGCACAGUCUCAUCAACAACCUGUGAUACAAACCUUCCUCUAGAUACCUCUGUAUCCAAUAAGAAGCCAGUGUUUUACAUCCUAGACUGCACAGAAACUGACUGCUCCGUCACCUUGGAUUAUUCUGAGGCUGAAAGUUCCUCUCUAACAAAAGAGGGACUUCACUUCAGAGCAACGGACUGCAGCAAGGAUCAGGAGAGCCAGCAAGAUCCAAGCUCACUGUCCUCUAAUCUGGAGUCCAUGUCUCCUAACGAGCAGUCUGUUUCAACCAAUGAGCUUUCAGCACCGAAAUCUGUGGACGCAGCAUCCAUGACUCCGUCGGCGACCACGGAAGAAUGGGACACGGAGAGCUGCGACACCGCUGAGGGAAAACAAGGCACAGACAAAGAUGUGCAGAGAAGCAGCAGGAAACCAGCGCACGUGAAGAGUAAAGCUAACAAAGCGACAAAGAGCAGCGGAGGUCGCGGCGUUCGAACGCUGACCAGCAACGAGAGCCAGGGCAUGCGGAAAGUUGUGCCUAUUAGCAAGCUUACGAGGCCGGGUAGCAGCAAGCACGGAGAGAGGACUUUGGCGCACGACAGUGGGGAGUCACGCCGGCCUCUCCGAGAUCAGAGCACCCCGGCAAGAGGAAGGAGCGAGAAGACCACAAGACCUCCUCGACACUCCAGUCUGCCUCCCGACGAGUCAAAAGCUCAGAGGGGAAGCAGCACGAGCGGCGUUUCAAGAUGGGCACGUGAUUCGACCCCGAAGAAGGCCUCCACCCACAAGCCGAGCGCCAAACCCCUGAGGAACAUCCCCAAGCCUCCUCCGGAGGAGAAAAUGUGCCGCUCCACCAUGAGAGCCUUGGCCCAGGCCCAGGCUCAGGCUCAGGCUCAGGCUCAGGCCCAGGCUCAGGCCCAGGGUGGCGCUUCCUCUGAGAACAGCAGCUCACACACUCUCAGCGCAAAAAACACCUCCGACGUCCCCAGCUUUGCCCGUAACACCGUCGCUUCGACCUCCAGGACCAAGAAGGAGCUGGGCCCCCCGUCCGUCCCCUCCACCCCAUCUCGCAGCCCCUCGCUCCUGGGUCGACAGUCCUCCGUGAAGCAGAACAGGGUAUCACCCACAGUCCCCACCAGCGAGGAGCGGCCACAAGGGACAAACCUGCGGCGAGUGCAAAGCGUGAAGGCCGCCAGUCGAAGCACCUACCGCAGCGAGACCCCGCCUCCGACACGUGAGGAUAUUCGCAAGACUAAUAGCUUUUCCGAAAAGGCGAUGACGCCCAGCAGAAGUGCUAAACCGAGCUGGAAAUAA